Talaromyces proteolyticus is the source of this 1323-nucleotide messenger RNA. Its product is annotated as mitochondrial matrix Mmp37. Gene Ontology annotation, biological process: cardiolipin biosynthetic process; CDP-diacylglycerol biosynthetic process. NCBI's taxonomy places the organism in Eukaryota, Fungi, Ascomycota, Eurotiomycetes, Eurotiales, Trichocomaceae. The transcript has a single exon. The record is from RefSeq and is a predicted model, not a curated record. Bases 1 to 1323 code for a protein of 440 amino acids. Gene Ontology annotation, cellular component: mitochondrion. Gene Ontology annotation, molecular function: phosphatidate cytidylyltransferase activity.
AUGCUGAGAGAUGCCCCGGACUGGGAGGACAAUCCGAACCUGUCCAUUUCGACCUUCUCGGAACUGCCUUCAAAGAAUUUCGGAGUGAACCAGCAUAUGGUAAUUAAUGAAGAGUUUAAAGAGGCAUUGCGGCAGAUACUCUGGAAAUUUCGUGCUCCGAUUAGGUAUGCCUUUGCUUAUGGCUCAGGCGUGUUUGCGCAAACAUCCGUCCCAGGAAAUGAGCCCGGUCACCCGUCGCCACCUCAAGCGAUUCGGAAUGUUCAGCAAGGAAAGGGCAAGAUGAUAGAUUUCAUUUUUGGCGUCUCUCAUAGUCAGCAUUGGCAUUCUCUGAACCUACAGGAGCACCGAGACCACUAUUCGGCACUUGGGUCUCUCGGGUCCUAUGCAGUUUCUCAGGUACAAGAUAAUUGGGGUGCUGGGGUCUACUUUAACCCUUUUGUGACUGUCAAUGGCACAUUGAUCAAAUAUGGCGUCGUCAAUAUUGAUACCUUGUGCAAAGACCUCAGCCAAUGGGAUACUAUGUAUCUCGCAGGUCGGUUGCAAAAACCAGUGAAAAUCCUUCGCGAUCACCCAAGUGUGCGACUAGCGAACCAAGUCAACCUGAUAUCAGCUUUGCGUCUUGCACUUCUCUUAUUGCCGCAAGAAUUCACAGAAUACCAACUUUAUACGACCAUUGCGGGAUUAAGCUACAUGGGCGACCCACGGAUGACUGUCUCUGCGGAAGAUCCUGGAAAAGUCAAUAAUAUUGUUUCUGGUCAAAUGGACUAUUUCCGUCGUCUGUAUGCGCCACUGAUUGAGAAUUUGCCUAAUUGCGACUUUAACGACCCUCGCUGCACCGAGUCAGACUGGAUCGAUGACCCAGAGGCCAACGUGAAGCUCAACCAGGACAUGGAUCCUGUGAAAAGAGGAAACAUGGUCCGUCGACUGCCGAAAUCGUUCAGGGAAAGAUUAUACUUCCAAUUCCAAGGGCGGUAUCAGAUUCCACGAGCCGAAUUUCUCAAGAUGAUGAAGAGAACCAACGACGAAGAUCCAGAGCGCAUCCACCGACGACAGGGCGGUCCUUUUGAGCAGCGCAUUGCUGCCGAUGAGUCGCUCAAGCAAGAGCUCCAGGAAGCUGUCACAAAAACCAUUCGCUGGCCAGCGACGAUGCAAACAGUGAAGAGCGCACUGACUGCCGGUGCCGGUAGGGCAUGGACUUAUGUGCGCGAGAAGCGAAAGAAACAUGCCGAUUCCACAAAAAAGAAGAGCUCAGAGCCAGGCCCGAAAAAGCCUACGACACAAUCAUUAAAAUCCUCUGACUCGCCGGAGCCUAAGAAGGGUUAA